This is a messenger RNA of Antechinus flavipes (yellow-footed antechinus), 6430 nucleotides long. It is a transcript of the gene FCHSD2, whose product is annotated as FCH and double SH3 domains 2. The record is from RefSeq and is a predicted model, not a curated record. Gene Ontology annotation, biological process: neuromuscular synaptic transmission; regulation of actin filament polymerization. The coding region runs from base 2285 to 4579 and encodes 764 amino acids. The transcript is spliced from 21 exons. Gene Ontology annotation, cellular component: recycling endosome; neuromuscular junction. Gene Ontology annotation, molecular function: protein binding. NCBI's taxonomy places the organism in Eukaryota, Metazoa, Chordata, Mammalia, Dasyuromorphia, Dasyuridae.
GGGGGGUAGUGGAAGGGGCGGAGCUUAUGCGUACGUGUAUUAGCAUAGUUUUCCCUCUCACCCUCGGCGUGGAAGCGUGUGGGGCAUAGGGGGAGGGCUGAGUGAAGAGAUGGAGUGGAAAGGCUCCUGGAGCCUGCGCACGCCUCGAACUGGCGGGAAGGCGCAUGUAACGUGUCCCUAGUGCAUAAAGGUGGCUGAGGGGAGUGUUUGAGACGUUCUACGCGCCAGUACUCUUCCCUUGUGUCCAUCCAUCUCCUCUUUAGUGCAGUUCGUACAAAACUCCCCCCAGCUGCUUGUUCUUCACGCCAAGCUGUUACGAGGGAGGAGGCGAGAAGGCGCAACGAAGCCUCCACUAAGGAGGAAAGGGUCGGGCCAGUUCGGCUGCACUACCUCCCUCUGGCGGCUUGGCGGGGCGGAGCGGCGUCGGGAAGAGGAGGGACGUAGGCGCGGACUCCGCCCCCGGUCCACCAGGCCACGGGCCCAAGGAGGGGCGAGAAGGCACAGUUCUCUACUAGAACCCCAGCCGAGGCCGCCAUUCUCCCAGAGGCACCGCCUCCGACCCGGCCCCUUGGGACCUGCCCCUCCUCCUCUGACUGGAGAAGGUCAGACCUGUCCCCCACUUCUGGCCAGAGAGGAUCCAGCCUUGCCUCUCGUCUGGUCUAGGGGAUCAAAACUAUUCCCUUCUCUGGUCCAACCCUCUACUCUGUCCUGAGGGGAUAGAACUGUCUCCUCCUCUUGACCUGAGGGAAUCAGAACUGCCCCCUUUUCUGACUCGAGGGGACGAGACCUCCUGGCCUCCUUCUUCCAAGGGAUCAAGCUUGCUCACUUCCUCUGACUCGAGGGGCCCAGAUCUAUCUCUUUAGUGACCCCGUGGGGACCAGACUUGCUCCUCCUUCUGACCCAAGGAGACAGAACUGCCCCCUCCUCUGGCGGACUAGGCGUUGGUCUCCUGUGACAUUGGGGAUGAGGGGGAAACCAGCCUUCUCCUACUCUUCUCUGACUAGAAAAGACCAGUCCUGCCCCUUCUGAGGGGACUAAAUCUUAAUUCCUUUGAUCUACAGGGACCAAAUCUGCCUCUUCCUCCUUCGAUCUAGAAAAACCAAAUUUGCCCUUCUCUGACCAUUGGGGACCAUACCUAGUUCUUUUCCCCAGACCUACAGAACUAGACCCCUCCCUUCUCCUCUUUUAACCUGAAGGAUCAGACCUAACCUCUUCUUUCUUUUACCUGAGAGUAUUAGACAUUUUGCUCUUCAUCCUCUAACCUGAGAAGAAAUGAUUACAAAGUAUCCUAAGGAGUUCACACAUAGAUUUAGUGCUGGAAGGAACAUUAGAGGUUGCAACCCUCAUUUUGCAGAUAAGAAAGGUCCAGAGAAGUUGUAAGUCAUUUGACAAAGAACACAUAGAUAGAAACAGAAUUUGAAUUCAAGUCCACUUGAUCCCAAAUCUAGCGUUCUCACAGUAUUUUAUCUCUCUUGUCCUCGGAUUCGAGAGACUAUGAAUUCCUUUCUUCUGACCUGAAGGGAUCAGAUUCACUCCUCCUAAGGCCUGAGAGAACUCUUUCCUGUUCUUUCCCGGAAAAAGAGAGGAAGCUGCAGACUUUUCCCCUCGCCCACUUUGCUUAGAAUCGUCCUCCUCUCGUAUCUUACUCCAAGCUUCCCCUUCUCUCAGCCCACUUGUAUAUCCAGUAGUAGACACUCCCUCGGGCAGAACCUGUGCCCCUGUCUUUCUCUCCACCUCCUGGGGUCUUCCCCCACCCCCAUUCCGCGCAAUUCCCGCCUCGAUUAGGCCAUACAGACCCCAUUUCCCUGUUUCCUCUCUCCUGGGGUUCCUCCUUCCCCAGCUAUGGGAGAGAGUCAGCCCCCCGCCACUCCCAGUUGCUAACAGAGUCCAGCCCCAGCCCCCCGCCCGCACGGGGUCCCCGCCUCUUCGGGAGCUCGCUCUCUGGCACACACACGCGCGCACACACGCACAGCCCGGGGUCCAGCCCAGCCCUCCCCCAGGUCUCCUCCUCCUGCGGCCGCCAGGGAAACCUUGCACACAGAGACAGACACACUGGGAGACACACACGCACCGGGCCCAGCCAGCCCUCCCCUGGGUCUCCUUCUCCUGGGGCUGCCCGGGAAAGCUGCAUACCCGUACACCCCGGGGCAGGGUCCGGCCCGACCCUCUUCCCUCUCCCCCUCCCCUUCUCCUUCCCCAGUCUCUUCUGUUGCUGCUGCUGCCGCUGCCGCUGCCGCUGCCGCCGCCGCCGCCGCUGGGAGAGGAUUCAUGUCCCUCCAGCAUCAUGCAGCCGCCGCCGAGGAAGGUGAAAGUUACACAAGAACUGAAAAAUAUUCAGGUUGAGCAGAUGACAAAACUUCAGGCCAAACAUCAGGCAGAAUGUGAUUUACUUGAAGACAUGAGGACAUUCAGUCAAAAGAAGGCUGCAAUUGAGAGAGAAUAUGCACAGGGCAUCCAGAAAUUGGCUAGUCAGUACCUGAAGAAAGAUUGGCCUGGAAUAAAAGCUGAUGAGCGGAAUGAUAACAGGAGCAUGUAUCCUGUUUGGAAAUCAUUUUUAGAGGGAACUAUGCAAGUGGCCCAAUCCCGAAUCAAUAUCUGCGAAAAUUAUAAAAAUCUUAUUUCAGAACCUGCCAGGACAGUGAGAAACUUAAAGGAACAACAGCUAAAAAGGUGUGUGGACCAGUUGACAAAGAUCCAAACAGAGUUACAAGAGACAGUAAAAGAUUUAGCUAAAGGCAAAAAGAAGUACUUUGAGACAGAACAGAUGGCUCACGCAGUCCGAGAAAAAGCUGACAUUGAGGCCAAGUCCAAACUUAGUCUUUUCCAGUCAAGAAUCAGUUUACAAAAGGCAAGCGUAAAGUUAAAAGCCCGGCGGUCAGAGUAUAAUUCCAAAGCUACCCAUGCCAGGAAUGACUAUCUUCUCACAUUAGCUGCAGCUAAUGCACACCAGGACCGUUACUAUCAAACUGAUUUAGUCAACAUUAUGAAGGCCCUUGACGGGAAUGUAUAUGAUCAUCUGAAGGAUUAUUUAAUAGCAUUCAGCAGGACUGAGCUAGAGACAUGCCAAGCUAUACAGAAUACAUUCCAGUUUUUAUUGGAAACCUCAAGCAGGGUGGUGCGGGAUUACAAUCUUCAGCUGUUUUUACAAGAGAAUUCUGUGUUUCAUAAACCGCCACCUUUCCAGUUCCAUCCCAGUGACAGCGAUACCAGUUUAAAUGCAGUGCAGCUGGUGGAUAUUGAGCCCUCACCCGUCAGUGCUAUGAGAAUGACCAUAGCAGAGAGCCGACAGUUGGAAUCUGAAACGGGGACCACAGAGGAACACAGCUUAAACAAGGAGGCCCGGAAGUGGGCUACAAGAGUGGCUCGAGAGCACAAAAACAUCGUCCACAACCAGAGGGCCCUGGAAGAGUUAGAAUGUCAUGGUGUUGCUGUAUCAGAGCAAAAUCGAGCAGAACUGGAACAGAAGAUAGAUGAAGCUAGAGAAAGUAUUCGUAAAGCAGAGAUUAUUAAGCUGAAAGCUGAAGCACGCCUAGACCUCCUGAAACAAAUUGGGGUUUCUGUAGACACGUGGCUGAAAAGUGCAAUGAACCAAGUAAUGGAGGAAUUGGAGAAUGAGCGAUGGGCCAGCCUUCCUGCAGUGGCCAAUAAUGGCUCCUUGCACUUGCUUAAUGUGGAUGCAGAAAGAGAAGAAGGGGAAGAAUUUGAGGACAAUAUGGAUGUGUUUGAUGAUAGCAGUUCCAGUCCAUCGGGUACCCUACGAAACUAUCCAUUAACCUGCAAAGUUGUCUAUUCAUACAAGGCAUCUCAGCCAGACGAGCUGACGAUUGAGGAGCAUGAGGUGUUAGAAGUGAUUGAAGAUGGAGAUAUGGAAGACUGGGUAAAGGCCCGAAACAAAGUUGGCCAAGUGGGUUAUGUGCCCGAGAAGUACCUGCAGUUCCCGACGUCCAACAGCCUCCUGAGCAUGCUGCAGUCCCUCGCCGCGCUAGACAACCGCUCUCACACGUCGAGCAAUUCAACUGAGGCAGAACUUGUUUCCGGGAGCCUCAAUGGAGAUUCCAGUGUCUGUUUUGUUAAAGCACUUUAUGACUAUGAAGGUCAGACAGAUGAUGAACUAUCCUUUCCUGAGGGAGCAAUCAUUCGCAUCCUGAACAAGGAGAACCAAGACGAUGAUGGUUUCUGGGAAGGGGAAUUCAAUGGACGCAUUGGCGUUUUCCCAUCGGUGCUAGUGGAAGAACUUUCAGCCUCAGAAAAUGGUGAUACUCCAUGGGUGAGAGAGAUUCAGAUCUCUCCCUCCCCCAAGCCACACAAUUCUCUGCCUCCACUGCCUCUCUACGACCAGCCACCCAGCAGCCCUUCUCCCAGCCCUGACAAGAGGAACUCGAGGUACUUCCCCAGGUCUCCAUCCAUGAACGAAAACAGCUUCAGCUCUGAUUCUCCAGGGUUCUCUCAGCCCCCAAGACACACACCGGAGGCCUCCUAUGGUAAACUGCGACCUGUCCGGGCUGCGCCCCCCCCUCCCACUCAGAGCCACCGCCGGCCCGCAGAGAAGAUGGAGGACGUGGAGAUCACGCUGGUGUGACGCCGGGACUCGGGGAGCGCGCGGCCCGCCCCGCCCAGUUUGGCACCUUUGUAUGAAGAUGACUCGAGUAAGGAGCAGGAACCAGGGAGGACUCCGUGCGGCAGCGGCCUGCCCUCCACCUCCCCCCGUGCCUUUGCUUGUCGUUCUGAGUCAUCUCCUUCCAGAGCACAAGCCCGGAGGGGCCGUGGCCCCGGCCAGGCAGGCCCACCCGAGCCCGGGGCAGGCUCUUGGCCACUUGUGUGGCCCGCCCCAGCCCCCUCCCCUCACACGUUAGUACAGUAUAUUACUGUGGCCAUAGGAAUGUGUUAGGAACUCGCCCAGAGCCCGGAGCACCGUCCCCGGUGGGAUGAGUGAAGCGGAAUCAGGUCCUCCAGCCUCAGAAGAGGGACAGAAGCACAGGGUUCAGGACAGGCAGGCCGGUUCCUAUUCCCAGGCCCCGGCGCCCUCGGGGUCCCUCUUCCUGCCACUCGUCCAGUCGUCACAGUCCGCCCUCCCACCCCACCAGCCCCACCCCCAGCUGGGGAGGGGCCAGGACACUUCAGAUCCAGAAGACCUCAUCUCCAUAGGAAGGCCCACUUCCUCCAACGAGUAUUUUGCCUCGUGUGUGUUUCAGCACCCACCCCAGCCCAGUCAGCCCUGUGGACUUCCCAGGAGCUGCAUCCCAGCCACAAGCCAGCCUCGUCAUUGGUGACCUGGGAGGGUCCAAGUUCAGGGGACGAAGUGUUCUUUCCCACUUGACUCAUGGGCCCAGGUGAAGGAAGCCCAGCAGCCCCUGGUUCACAGCCAUGAGUCCAGGGACAUCGGCCCCCCUGUGGCCUUGGGGCAGCAGCACAAGCCUCUGCCUCCUCACGUCUCAUCAGGGUCCAGAAGGGUUUUGCCGGGCCGGGCGCCUGCGGUAAAAAGAGACUUUGCCAUUUGGCCUCGUUUCGGGGCUUGGCCCAAACAUAAACCGAUGAUUCCGUGAAGAAUCCCACCCACUCCCUGUUAAAGGGAGAAACUGUGGCUUCACUAGCGAUAUUCUGGGAGAAACAGCUCCCAGGUAUUUAAGGAAAACUAUUUUUGUCUGCAUGAUUGGGUAGGAAGUUUUUCCACCUAAACCAGAAAAUAGAGAAUUGAUGGCUUAGCUUAAAAGGGCUGUAUUGGGAGGUUGCUUUGCUUUUACUGUUUUAUUUUUAAAGAAAUCAAUAUUACAUUUAGAUGACAUUAUCUGAACUUUGCACACAUUACUUCAAAGAGUCUGACCUCAGAAAAAGAUCUCUGAAGCAGAGAGUGCUUUCCAGUCCCCUUGACCAAAAGCCACAUCCAAGGAAACGUUUCCUGGAUUGCUCCGUUUCAUCAAUAACAAGGACUUGUAUGAAUCUCUUCCAUAUUUUUUGUUCUUUCGCACCUCUUAACCUGUUGAUCUGUUUGAGGUCUUUUUAUGUGUUUAUCAAACUUAUUCUUAAGUUUAAAAAAGUGUUUUUUUUAAGAUUUAAAGUUUGCAGAAAUGUUAAAAGCAUCACAGUGCCCAAAUAAGUAUCACUCUGCUGUUCUUCUCUUCCUCCAGCCAGUCUGUCUGUCUGUCUGUGCCCACAAAUCAAGAUUCUCCAAAUUGAGAGUGUUAUUGGAAAUCUCUUUAGUUAUAUUUUAAAUAUUUUCUGUAAGAGCUGCUAAUUUUAUUUAAAACAAAAAGUUGUAAAAAUGCCUCCUUUUUAACUAUGACUUGUUUGUACAGGGCACAUAAUCCAUGUAUCCCAGUGUACAGUGUCAGCACACUGAGAACACCUGUGCAAGGGCUUCCUCUGUACUGGCUGUAAAAAGUUUGUAUUUAUUAUGUAUAAAAUGUUGAAUAAUAAAACAAAGUGGAAUUAA